This is a messenger RNA of Rhodamnia argentea, 2357 nucleotides long. RefSeq names its product purple acid phosphatase 23-like. Gene Ontology annotation, molecular function: metal ion binding; acid phosphatase activity. The transcript has 8 exons. Bases 21 to 2000 code for a protein of 659 amino acids. Lineage: Eukaryota; Viridiplantae; Streptophyta; Magnoliopsida; Myrtales; Myrtaceae. The record is from RefSeq and is a predicted model, not a curated record.
GUUUAACGACAGUUUGAGACAUGGCUAGUAGCCGUAGGCACCCGCAGCCGCGAACCCCAUGGCACCAAACCAGGACAGGCAUAUUUCACCAAACCAAGGCAUAUUCUGUCUCUGAUCCCCAAACCUUCCACUUCCUCGACCUCUCCGAAUCAGCUCCUAUGAAGACUGUCAGUACCCUUCUGUGUUUUCCCAACAGUAACGCUGUCGAAACAGGGGCAGGACAAGAAAAAUCCAAAACGAUGGGAGCCCGUAAAGCGCUGACGCGUUCGAUCGCCAUUCUCGUCCUCGCGCAGGCGGCGGCCACGGUCGCCGUGAUGGGGCAGAGCGGCGGCGCGAUACCCACCACCCUCGAGGGUCCGUUCGAGCCCGUCACGCGCCGCUUCGACCCGUCCCUCCGCUUGGGCAGCGACGACUUGCCCAUGGAUCACCCGAGGCUCAAGAAGAACGUCACUUCCUCGUUCCCAGAGCAGAUCUCGCUCGCGCUGUCCACCGAUCCUAGCUCCAUGUGGGUCUCUUGGAUCACAGGGGAUGCUCAGAUUGGCAAGAAUGUGACUCCACUCGAUCCGUCAUCGGUGGCCAGUGAGGUUUGGUAUGGUACGGAGAGUGGGAAGUACACGAGCCAGCAAGAUGGCAGGUCUGCUGUCUACAGUCAACUAUACCCGUUCAAGGGGCUCUUGAAUUACACCUCUGGCAUUAUUCAUCAUGUCAGACUCAAAGGUCUUAAAGCUGGUAUUACUUAUUAUUUUAAGUGCGGCGACAGUUCUCUUCCAGCUAUGAGCGACGAAUAUUCCUUCAAGACCAUGCCCUCAUCCAGUCCAAAUGCAUAUCCCAGUCGUAUAGCCGUUAUCGGAGAUUUAGGUCUCACGAGCAAUUCUUCGACAACCGUAGAUCACGUGAUCAAGAAUGAUCCAGCCUUGGUUUUGAUGGUUGGAGACUUGACUUAUGCAAACCAGUAUCUCACCACUGGGGGACAAGGUGCUUCGUGCUUCUCUUGUUCGUUUCCAAAUGCACCCAUUAGGGAGACGUAUCAACCUCGCUGGGAUGGCUGGGGAAGGUUCAUGGAACCAUUGACGUCGAGAGUGCCUAUGAUGGUCAUAGAAGGCAACCACGAGAUUGAACCCCAAGUUGAUGGGAUCACCUUCCAAUCUUACCGAACAAGGUUUGCCGUUCCCUCGGAGGAGAGUCGUUCCAACAGCAGUUUCUACUACUCCUUUAAUGCUGGAGGAGUACACUUUAUUAUGCUCGGAGCCUAUGUGGACUACAACAUAACUGGUGCUCAGUAUUCGUGGCUGAUGGAUGACUUGCAUCGAGUGGAUCGCAGUUUAACCCCAUGGGUGGUUGCUGCUUGGCAUCCACCAUGGUACAAUAGCUAUAACUCCCAUUAUCAAGAGUUUGAAUGCAUGAGGCAACAAAUGGAAGCUCUUCUUUAUCAAUACAAAGUCGAUAUUGUGUUCAAUGGCCAUGUGCAUGCAUAUGAGAGGAUGAACAGAGUCUACAACUAUACACUGGACCCAUGUGGUCCUGUAUACAUAACAAUCGGGGAUGGUGGCAAUAUCGAGAAGGUCGACGUCGAUUUUGCAGAUGACCCUGGAAAGUGUCCUAAACCUGAGGACAACAAGCCUGAGUUUGGAGGUUUGUGUCCUCUGAAUUUCUCCUCCGGCCCUGCCAAAGGCAAAUUCUGCUGGAGCAAGCAACCUGAGUGGAGUGCUUACAGAGAGAGCAGCUUUGGACAUGGAAUACUCGAGGUUGUGAAUUCAACAUAUGCAUUGUGGACUUGGCAUAGGAAUCAGGAUGCCUACAAGGAAGACAAACCAGGCGAUCAGAUAUUCAUCGUGCGACAGCCUGGAUUAUGUUCUCCAACCACAAAAGAAAGUAGCGAUCCUCCUCAAGGUGCUCAAGCGUUGGAACCCGCGUCCCCAUCAUCUACCAGAAUUCUAUCAUACAAAAUGAUGUGGCUUAUGAGCUUGCUUGUUGUUUCGUUUGGCGUUGUCACGAGAUGACCGUCUUCAAAAGCGUGGAUCUUUUAAAUUUCGUUCUACAAUUACCUCGUACAGAUUAAGAAAGUUCUCGUGCGUAACUUCAUAUGGGAAUACUGGAACAAAGUUAUCUGCAUGCGUAAUCUGUCCAUGGAAAUACUCAAGAGUCAAGGUAAAGUAAAACUUGUGCAUACACAAUUUACACAUUUACUUGAAUACAGAUUCCACUUUUUCUUCUGUUUUAUUGACAUUCAUGAAGUCACAUAAAAUGUAAAUCUGGCACGAGUGCUGAGCAGACUGUCCAUAUUGCAUUCAAAAACACUAUGUAUUACCUUUGAAGUCUGAUGGUGGGCUAUCCAAUAGAAUAAUUCUAUAGUUGUC